This is a messenger RNA of Closterium sp. NIES-65, 2223 nucleotides long. NCBI's taxonomy places the organism in Eukaryota, Viridiplantae, Streptophyta, Zygnematophyceae, Desmidiales, Closteriaceae. The record is from the annotation of a GenBank genome assembly.
AUGGCUACCCCCAGUGUCCUUACCUUUGAUACUGAGGGUCGUGCUGUUGACUUUGAGGUCUGGGUCGAUGACCUCCAGCUGUUCUUACAGUGCGAUAGGGCAGACGGACUCUCCCUGUUCGAUCUCACCUCUAGUGUCUCUCCUGCCCCGCCUGCUACUGCUGAAAGCACUGUUCGCUCGCAAUGGGCCACGCGCAAUGCUGCUGCACGUCUUGCUGUGCGUCGCCACUUACCGACCACUGAGCGUGCGCACUUUAGCCAGUACAAGAGUUCUAAGACCUUGGGUGUUCUCCCUCCCCCCUCUUGCCCUCUGUUGCUUCUGCUGCUGCGACCGACCUCGUUGGCUUCGAGUCGGUCGGCACUGCGUCUGCCUUUAGCGGGAAACGCCGCACCGGCAAGGGCAAGGGGGGCAAGGGCGUUGGAGGGGUUGGUGGGGGCGGUGGAGGUGGUGGUGGAGGUAGUGGAGGGGGAGGGGGUGGUGGUGGGAGCGGUGGCGGGGGUGGAGGUGUCGGUGGCAGCAGUGGAGGCGGAGGAGGCGGCGGUGGUAGCGGAGGGAGCGGAAGCGGCGGAGGUGGCGGAGGCGGCGGAGGUGGCGGAGGCAGCGGUGGAGCUGGUCGCAGCUCUGCGUAGAGGAGUGGCUCCGGUGGUGGUCCGCGCCAGCAGCAGUAGCGUAGUCGUGCGACCAUGUUCCCUCAGCAGCUUCGUGAGUGUGAUGAGGGUGACUGUUACUUCUGCGUUCCGCCUGACCCGGGCAUUUGAGGCUGCUGCUCUAGGUGCUGGUGAGGCUGCUGCUCUAGGUGCUAGUGCGUCUGCUACCCUAGGUGCUGGUGAGUCUGCUCUCUCAGGUACCACGUCGGCUCAGGCCUUGCACACCUUCACCCUUGACUCGGGUGUUUCGUGCUCCUCCUUUCGAGACCGCACCAUGCUUACGCCGCUUAGUCAGCCGGUUGCAAUCUCCCUGGCGGACCCCUCUGGGGGUCCUGUCCUUGCUAGCUUCUCCACUGUCUUACCGUGUCCGGCAGCCCCCUUUGGCACCCUGUCAGGGCCUGCCCCUACCUGCGUCCCCUACGUCAAGGGGCGGCAGCGCGCCGCCCCUCACUCCUCCGAGUUUCCUCGGACAGAGGCUCCCCUGCAGACUCUUCACAUGGAUGUGUGGGGCCCCGCGCGCGUCCGUGGCCAGGGUCACGAGCGUUACUUCCUGUUGGUGGUUGAUGACUGCUCGCGUUACACCACGGUGUUCUCCUUGCGCAGCAAGGGUGACGUCACUGAGCAAAAUGGGAUUGCUGAGCGCCGCAUUGGCAUGGUCAUGGACUGUGCUCGUACGUCCAUGAUCCGUGCGGCUGCUCCCCAUUUUCUGUGGCCGCUUGCGGUUCACUACGCAGCGCAUCAGCUCAAACUUCAGCCCCGGGUCUCCUUGCCAGAGACCUCCCCCACCUUGCGGUGGACGGGGAAGGUUGGCGAUGCGUCUGCGUUUCGGUUUUACCACCCCACCUCGCGCCGUGUUCUAUCCUCCCAGGACGUCACCUUUGACGAGUCGGUGCCUUACUACCGUCUCUUCCCCUACCGCACUGCGCCUCUCCCCCUGCCGCCGCUCUUCCUUGCGCUAGGUCCUCCUUCGGUAGACCCCCUCCCCCCUCAGGGUCCUGCCCCCCUGGGGGUGCUGAGUCUGGGGGUACUGAGUCUGGGAGUGCUGAGCCUGGGGGUGGUGAGUCUGGGGGUGCUGAGCCUGGGGGCGCGGAGCCUGGGGGUGCUGAGCCUGGGGGUUCGAGGCCUGGGGGUGCUGGAUCUGCUCGUGUGGCCUCUGGCGGUGCUUCGUCGAGGCGGGAGCUACUCUCUCCGCAUGAGCUGCGGGAGUGGUUCGCCCGGCGCUAGAGCCGUGCUGCUGGAGCUGGAGGUACUACUGUUGCUGCUGGUCCUGGAGGUGCUCGUCCUGGCGGUUCUGGAGCUGCUGGGACUGGGGGUCCUGAUGGAGGUACUGCUGGAGCUGCUUGAGGUACUGGAGCUGACGGUCUUGCUGGAGUUGGUGCUGCUGGAGCUACUGGAGCUGCUCGAGCUGGAGCUGCUGGGGGAGUUGGUGCUGGUGGUUUUGCUGGUGCUGGUGCUUCUGAGGGUGUUGGAGUUGGCGCUGUUGGAGCUGGAGGUGCCGCUAGCGCUGGUGCUGCCGCUGGGGGUACUGGUGCUGUCCCUGCUGGUUCUGGAGGCGCUGCGCGGCCGAGGCCUGUAA